AUGGCACAACAGUCGCUGACGCCGCGACAGGGUGUGAUGCCGCAGAAGUUACGCUCCGAAAGGCGUAUCCUGGGUGAUUUGUCCAAUACACAAUGUCCUGGCACGCACAACGGUGGCUGUGGCGGAGAGAAGCGCGAAGCCAGCGGACGCCCCAAGCCCACGCGGGACGCCUUCCGCGUUUUCACCGGAGGCGAGAACGAGAAUGAGCCGCCGCCCAAAGAGGUGAAAUCCAGCGAGACCAGUGUAAGGUGGAGCGACAUUGCAGAACUGGGAUUUGAGGAGCUCCCAGAUAUCGAUUGCUUUGCAAAUCCUGAGCCAACUGAUGCUGCGAAGUAUUGGAAACCCUUCUGGGAGGGCGGCCCCGCCGAUCCCAGAGUUCUGGCCGAUGGCCUGGCGAAUACCAUGGACGUGGCGGAUCUGGAGGCGCAACGUAUGGAUGCCCUCAUCCGGGAGUCUGACCCGCUGUCAUGGCGGGAGCUUCGCAGGACUAUGGAGCUACAGGACAACGAAGACAUCGGCGGCGUCGUGGUGGCGCUGCAGCUGGUGGGAGGUGAAGAACGACCUCAGGUGGGAGACGCAGAAUUCGGCCACCAACCUGGGAUCUAUGCAGCGACAACUGGCAACACCCAAGGUGAUCGCGCCAGUGCUGCUGGAGCCGGGUCGUUCGAUCCUUCUAUGUCGUCUACAUCGAUGCCAAGCUCCAUGGUGAACAACAUGAGCCCAAUGACCAACACCCCUGCGGGCUUUUCGAUACCCACCACAAGGACGACGUAUGGAGCCUCUGGUGAUGGAAUGAACUAUGGGUUGGGUGGACUGUCCUACAACCCGAUGGGCUAUGGACCGCAAGCCUACGGCUAUGCUGCAAGUCCUCUUGGACCUUUCCAACAACUUGGAAGCCAAGCCAAUGGAUGCGCAAGACAUCAGGACGCUUCGAGUAGACAGCCUGGUGGCAUUCCUCCUGACCCUCUUCAAGCUGCUGACCCAUGGAGAGGAUAUCAACCCUCGACUUCGACCAAUGCGAUGCCAGUUCAGACCGCCCAGGACUUUGUGAACGGCCUGAGAACUGGUGUUCAAGAUGCUCGAGCCAGACCAGUGGCAUCAGCGUUUGAAGCGCUUGGGAAAACGGUGCCUACAUCACCAACUCCGGAUUCAAGUCCAAAUCAAUCAAGUUCUACGGAAGACUGGUUCAAGAAGUUGGUGGAGGCCUUAAGUGGGGACAAGCGUGCUUCAGUACCACCUUGGUCAGGAGCACCUUCUGGCUUGAGGAGUUGGUUGAAGCAGCUUGGAAUGUGGGAGCAGGAGACAACCACUCCGAAAUCUCGUUGGGGCAUAAAGCUGUAUUCAGCUUUGGGAGAAGAGGCAAGACGCAUAGCAGAUGUGGUGCCCCCAGAAACUUUGACUACGGAAGCUGGAUAUGCUGCCAUACUCACCACCCUCAUGGCUCGCUACAAACCAUACCUGGAGGCAAUUGGGCCUCAGUCGGUGGACAACUUUGUCUACAGUGGUGAUCGAGCCCGUGGUGAAACUUUUGCAGCUUUCUUAUCCAGAAAGGAGGUUCAAAAGCAGGAGCUUGAAAGCCAACUUGGAGGUGAAGUCCUCAAUCCUUUGGUAGCAGGACGAAUUCUACUACGUCAAGCUGGACUUUCCGAACAACAACAGCAGAUGAUAGCUUUGAAGACGCAUGUGCUCUUGUCGUAUGAGGAGGUGGUCAACGCACUACGACCUUUGGAUCGCCUGGAAACUCUUUCGAAGGCAGCUGCUCUUCCUGGUGCAGUUCCAGUACAGCGUACUUUUCUACAAGCUGGUGAAGAUGCUGAUGGAACUGAAGAUGAAGAAGAACCAGAGGAGGAAGAAGAGGAGUACUCAGACUCCGAGCUGGCCGACGACAUGCUUCGGUUUGAAGAUAGAGAGUUUGACGAAGCCGAGGCGAUCUAUGUCCAGGCUUACAAUGAUGUGAGAAAGGAUCUGAGGACCAGAAAGCGAGAAAGGGGCUUUGUCCGACACCGUGGCAAUGGUGGUGGACGUAGAAGCCAUACCAACAAGAAGCCCAAAGGCAGAGGGAAAGGUAGAAAGAAAGAUGGACAUGGCCGGAAAGAUGAUUCGACCAUAAAAGGCACUGAGGCAGAACUGAUGGCGAGGACUAGAUGCUUUUCUUGCCAAGAGCUAGGGCACAUCAGUCGGAAUUGCCCGCAUAGAGGCAGUUCCAAAGGUACACAAAAGAAGCAGUUUGUAACUGUUGGAGGAACAGGUUCUUCUACCAGUACCUACAUGUUUCAACAGUUGCAACCGAUGCCAUUUCCACCACCACAGACCACACUGAUGCGUGCGGUCUAUGCCGGAGUUCGAGUACGAGCCUUUGAAGGUGUUGUCGACACGGCUGCUGAAGAAGCCGUGGUGGGAAGCCAAAGCUUCAAUGGCAUGCGAGAAGAGUUGCGAGCAGCUGGAUUGCGACCUGUUCCAAUUCGCCGCCCCUCCUCACAAUGUGCGGGAAUUGGUGGCGCUGCUCGACUUUGUGGAGCUUUUGAUGUGCCCACCUCAAUAGCUGGAGUUCUCGGCAUUUUGAGGUUCACAGUGAUCGAAGAUGGAGAAGGUCCCAAUGGUUUUGUCACACCACCUUUGAUUCCCAUUUCCUAUUUGGAGACGGUGGGUGCCAGCCUUGACCUUCAGUAUGACACUUACGUGACUGCCGAUGGCCACACAACGCAGAUGAGAAGACUUCCAUCUGGCCAUCGAGCAAUUCACAUGUUCGACUUCGAGACCACGCCAUGGAAGUUGCCUCAGAACCUUCAACAAAAUGGCCAUGACCCUUUUCUUUUACAUCCACGUUCUUCGCACUCAAUUUUGGGAGGUGGUGAUGCUGCGCGUGAUCAACGAGGUGAGGCUUUGGCUAUUUUGACUUCUUCGACUUCAUCCGGGACUUUGACAUCAAGUUUUCCACCCACAAUCUGUGCGGACGAGACUUCAGGCCGACCAAUGGACGACGUCUUUUUCGAGACCUAUGUGGAAGCCCAUGUCUUGCCUGGAGAAGUUCCGGUGGAAAACGAAACGAGGAGAAGAUCUAGAUCAAGGUCAAAAGCCGCACCUGCUUCAGAACGUGCAGAUUCAGUGGCACCAACAGUGCCAUACACAGAUGGUACGAGCACUGCUCCAGAUGGAGAAUCCACAGAAGUGGAGGUGUUGCAAGAGCUACCUGAAGAGAGACCAGCGUUGCAACAACAGUCUCAACAACCAGAACAAGCACAGAGUUCGGGACAAGUUCAACGACCUGGACAAGCACAACAAUCUGGUGGAGAUCGUCGUCUUCAAGCUCUUCAACGUCUUCGAGAUCAACGAGCACAAGGUGUACCACCAGCACUACCUCUACGUUCUUCGAGUACAUGCCCCUCGGACAAUGUGUCCGAAAGCACAGACUAUGCAGUGGUUCAACGGGUCUUGCACUUUGACCAACAGGAAGAAGAUCCACCAGUGGUGAUGUUCACCAAUGAAGAGGGAGUGCACAUUCCCUUGGACCCGACGCAAGGUGUGCUGUUCUACUUGGAGAACCAGCAGGGGCAGCGAACCUUCCUGGAACGGCAAGAUGGUUGGAGAGAACGACUUCCAACACCCAACCACCUUCGAACCAUACCUCCAGUCCUCUUGACCAAACGAAGGUGGGUGUAUGCCACAAUGGUCGACAAUCACAUGGAAGUGAUCAAUGACGACUGGGUGGAGCGACCGCAUCGUUGCCUGAAUCAACCAUGGUUUGGCACCGUGGUCUUCUUUGAGGGACGACGUGGCGGUCAAGAACCUUCAGACGAUGAUGAUGAUCAAGAAGAUCAAGAUCGCCAAUCAUCCCCGAGAUCGGCAUCAAGAGGAAGUGGCCCUUCACCUACAUCCAGACCGUCAACUACAACGCGACCUUUGUCUUCAUCCAGGCCUUCGUCUUCAAGCAGACCUCCGACAUCGAGCAGGCAGAGCUCUACACAGCCGUCAACAGGACGGGACAUGCAGCCUCGUCCGAGUGCCAGAAAAAAGGGGAGUGUGAGGGUUUUCAACGUGGUGGAGACGGUCAAUCGACCGAUGGAGUUUAGUUUGGAUGAAACUGAUCAUGAUGGAAAUUGGUGCUUGAGCCCAGAGUUGUCAAAGGGUGCGCAAACAGUCACCCUCGGGUCUUUGAGAAUGUGUUUGAAGAGAAAAUCAGACCGUGCUCUUCGAAGCCCAUUCAGCUCUCUGAUGAGUUGGACGCUUUCCAAAGCAGCCCAAGCCUUCGCCAAUCGUCUCAGUCGACGCCAUGGCGCCCAAGAAGAACCAGAUGGUGGCAGCGGGAUCGCUUCAGUCCUCCAUCUACAAGAUGUAUCAGGGAGAAGAAGAACCAACACCUCCGAAGAAGAUGGGAACGGCCAAGUGUCUGGCAGCGUGGAUGCGGGUGAUGACCGCCCUGUUCAUGCUUGUGCAGACAACUCGGCAGCAGAUGGUUCUGGACUAUCUCCAGCAGAAGGGCAAUGUUCUGGACGGAAUUGGAGCACCACUGUCAAGAUCCACAGCCCAAAAGCAUUGGAACGAGAGCCCAAGAACUUGCACUCACCCCGGAGAGUACAUGCGGUGCCGAGCAAAUCCACGACAGAGGUGGUGGACAUGCAUCCAAUGCGGGGCACGUUGGGAAAGGCUGGAAGCCGAUCCGUCUCUGUCCUCAUCGGCAACGGAAGUUCCCCAGAUGCCGGAAGCCAAAAGCUUGCAGACAGUCGUGGGGACCUACCCGGAGUUUCUCCCUGCACCACGAUCCAAGCCGGAGCAGGGCAAUAUCAAGCUGAAGGUGGACGUGAUGGGCCGGAUCGAGCCAGCUUCUGGGAGCAGUGGAUCAAGCCAUGCUAUGCCCAAACGGGCUUCAAAGACAACGACACAGAGAGAACGCUCAGUGUCAAAAGAGAGAGUGCCAACGGGACUUCGACCAAUCCAACCACCCAAGAAGACGGCAGGACCAAUGCCGACCUUCAAUGUGGAGGACGAUGGACCCCAGGAGUUGGUCAUCAACGACGAGGAGAAGCCUUGGGAGCAGGUGGAGAUGGUGGCACCAGAUGCAACCCAUCCAGCCGCCUAGUUGGCAAGUCGCAGCUUGGUGGUCGACAUGGCAGAUCUUUGGGAAAGUUCCUGAGUUCCCGUUUCUCCAAGUUCAUGGUCUUCCUUUGCAUGAACUGCUGCCUGUCGACGGCCACAAUUGCUGCUUUUGGCACGCCAGGCCUUGUUGCAUGGCACAAUGAAUGUACUGAUGAAUUCAAAACUGAGCCAGUUUCACUAUCCACUGCGGACAACAUGACCUGCUAUGUGUAUGGGCAGGCAUUGGCUAAGCAUUUUGCUUACGCUACAUCGGAUAUCUAUGGUGAUGACGCGAAGCUGACGAAGGAGGACAAGAAGUUCGUCAAGGAGAACCUCAAGAAGCUCAACAAAACCAUUGUCGAGGUGUACUCACCAGAAAGAGUGACUGAAAAGGCAGAGAAGUACGGCUUUCGGGCUGGAGGAGCUUUGGACCUGACUACUGGCUGGGACUUUACCAAGGAGACCCAUCGUCAGUCAGCUCUACGGAUGAUACGGGCACUACAACCAGUUCUUGUUAUCCUCAGCCCGCCCUGUACUGUCUUCUCAACAUUGAGGUUCUUAUCCAACUUCAAACGAGACCAACAUCAAGUUCGAGCCGAAGAAGAGGAAGCAGUGCAGCACUUGAAGUUUGCAGUCGCCAUAGCGCGGAUACAACUUCGAGCUGGCCGAGGCUUUCUAUUUGAACAUCCGAGAAGCGCCACAUCAUGGGCACAUGAGGAGCUGGACCAACUUCGAAACGAACCUGGAGUUUUCUCAGUGCCGGUGGACCUGUGCCGCUUUGGACUCAAGACUUCCAAAGGAAUGCCAGCCUUGAAGCCUACUCUUCUUCUCACGAACGUAGAAUCAUUGGCAACAGUGCUGAAUCGCCGAUGUGAAGGCUCACAUGCCAAGCAUCAACCACUUCUUGCCGGCGAAGCAGGCCUUGCUGCCAAAUAUACUCCUGCGUUCGUGGAGGCGAUUCUCAGAGGUCUUCGUCAACAUGUACAAACUUGGGUGAAGAGCAACCAGCAGACAGAAGACUAUUGGGAGCAGGACGACGGGCAGCUGGUGCGACAUCAUCGAGUUCCCCGUCGCGCUCUCUUCUCACCAUCAGGUGUUGCUGGAUGCUCUUCCCCAAGCAAAAGAUUGUCUUCAAAGCGAGUCUCCAACAUCAACUUCAUCAAUGGGAAACACCAGACUUUGGAGGAUGAUUGGAGGAGUGCUGAAGCUCCACGCUUUGCCUUCAGUCAGCUUUGGACUGGAACUACCACAUUUCAACUUCAUGAUCCUAUCGUACUACCUCCUGAUUGGAAAGCAGUGGCUACCUACAUCACACAGGCUGCUGCACAUCCUAUCCAUGCCUACUUGACGGACGAGACCGCCUUGCAGGUGGAUUGGAAAGCAUCGUUUCCAACCCACAAAAUUUUGGGAGGCGGCGAUUUGGCUUCUACAACCUCGUCUUCGUCUUCAGCGGCGGCGCGUGGUGAACGAGCUCUUCAAGCUGAUCAACGUGAUGAACGAGCUCUUCAAGCUGAUCGAUCUCGACCUCGAGCCCUUCAAGCAGAUCAACCUCGAGACCUUCAAGACGACAUGGAUGAGGAGGAAACUUCUGAAGACCGAGUUCAACAAGCUCUACGAGAACUUCAUCUUCCACAACCACCGACUGACAACAUCCUACACCCGGAGUUGAGGAGAGAACUGUUUCGAGUUCACCGCAACCUUGGGCAUCCUUCGCUUCAAGUCUUUGUUCGUGCACUUCGACAUGCUGGAGUAAAGAAGGAGGCCGUGGAAUGGGUGAAGCACCAUUUUCGGUGUGACCUGUGCGAGCGAAAGCAACAGCCCUCUGCACAUCGCCCUGGCAAGUUGCAGAAGGCCAUGGAGUUCAAUGAGGUGGUUGGAGUCGACCUGAUCCAAGUCAACGUGCCGAACUUGGGCGAGUACCUUUUGCUGAACUGCCUAUGUUGGGGCACUGACAUGCAGAUUGUAGAACCAGUGGAAGACAAACAAGCAUCCACUGUGUAUGCGGCGUUUGCAAGGGCCUGGCUGGCUCAUUAUGGUCCCCCUGGUCUUGUGAUUGCAGACCAAGGCCGUGAGUUUGUGGGUCGAGAGUUUGCAGACCGGCUGGGACAUCUGGGAGUGCCGGUACACUACAUAUCAGCAAGAGCGCCAUGGGAGAAUGGGCGCACAGAGCGUGCUGGUGGCAUCUACAAGUCCCGCUUGGAGACCGCGAUCCAUGAGGUUGGGGGCGUGACCAGCGAGGAGGAGUUCAAGACAGCCAUCAGCGAGACUUCCAUGAUGCACAAUCGAUACUACAACCGAUCAGGGUACACGCCAUAUCAACGGGCAUUUGGCACACUUCCAAGACUACCAGCUUCUUUGCUGUCGGACGACAAGAUAGACAAGCAGCUUAUCCUCGAAAGUGGAGAAGAUGCUAUGAAGAGAGCUUGGCGUAUCCGAGAAGAAGCUGGGAAAGCAUGGUUGAAGUGGCAGGAUGAUACUGCAGUGAGACGAGCUGUGUCAACCCGCACUCGAACCGUGGACAUGAAAGCCUUCGAGGACGGGGAGCUGGUCUAUGUGUGGCGCGACAUACCCGGCCACAAAGGAUGGACCGGACCUGGCACCGUCAUAGCUCAGAAGGGAGAUGCUUGUUGGAUAUCCAUGAGAGGAUACUUGAUGAAGGCGAACAAAGGACAAGUUCGAAAAGCAACCUCCGAGGAAAGCUUGGGUGCUGAGUUGGUGAAGCACCUUUCAACUACGCUCUUGGAGGACAUCGAGAACAACCGCGUGAAGUUCUUCAGAGACGUUGCGGCAGAAGGUCUACCAGAUGACGAUGCAAUGUCUGGGGAAGUGAUUGGGCGGUUGGCAGAGGCCGAGGGAGACUCACCCGAAGUGGUAGAGCCCGCAGAGGCAUACUCACCAACCACUCCACUCAACACCUUGGACCGCAUCGACGAGGGUGACGAGGACUUCGAGAUGGACCUGGGAGAUCAACAUCCACUACGUGAUCAAGCUCAAGUUCAACCUGAUCAAGGAGUUCAACCUAUGUUGGAAGAUCCACCUCGUCCUGCACCAUCGGAAGCGAGCACUGCAGAACCUUCAACAGCCGAGGUUGCACCUUCAGUACCGCCUUCAUUGACUACAUCACAACCACAGAGUAGACGGGAAAGCAUGAACAUCCGAGUGGAUGAAGCACGAGACGGAGUUCUGGGUUUUGGUCCAGUUCGACGUGAUCAACAACGACCGGUGAUGCCUUAUCCCUGUCCACCACAAGGAGUUCCAGCCCUACCUCGAAACACCAGAUCUCUAUACUUUGAAGUUUCCAAGGAGCCCAGUGAGGAGUCACCACACUGGAUUCGAGACCGGUGCACUGGUCACUACACCAUGAACAACGCCAGCACGGAGAAGUUCAACAUCUCACAAUCUACAGGCGUGUUCAACUACAAUGACAAGUGCAUCUACCUGACCAAAGCUAAGACCUCACCUGGACAAGUUGAAUUCCGAAAGCUGGAAGAGAAGUACAAGAAGAUUUUUCGAGCUUCCCGGGCCAAAGAAGUUCAAUCUCUUUUGGAUUCUGGAGCCAUCAAGAUCUUGUCCAAGGAGGAGUCCAAGCGGUUUCUUCGAGAGCAUCCUCAACAUGUCUUGACGAGUCGGUACGUCGACCGAUGGAAACCGACGGACGCCUUUGGUGUGCUUCCUGAAGAAUAUGGGGAACCAGGUUUCCUACCAGAACAACAUCCUGGUCUUGCACCCAAAUCCAGAUGGUGCGUUGUUGGUUGGCGAGACCCUCAUAUCCAUCAGAUCGAGAGGACUGCUCCUACACCUUUGACAUCAUCCAUCUAUCUAGCACUUCAGUUGGCCGCAUCGAGAAAGUGGAAAGCAAAAUCCAAAGAUGCGAAGACAGCUGUCUUGCAGAGCCGACCAACAACCAGGUCGCAGAAGUUGGCUUGCAGAAUGCCAGCUGACGAAGCUUUUGAAGGGUACGAUGUGGAGCAGCUCAUCCUUCUCCUCACGGAGGUCUAUGGACUCGUAUCGGGACCAUCUUGGUGGAGAAGAUCACUCCUUGAGAUCCUCGUCAAAGAGCUUGGCUACAGGGUCAACGUCUAUGACCGAUGCGUGCUCACCCUGGACCAGGAGGAGAACAAGGACUUCAAAGAUCCAAACACCCCGACAAGGGGCAUACUAGUUCUUGAAGUGGAUGACAUGCUCGAAGCAGGAGAUUCGGUACAUCGACAGAAGAUGGAGCUGCUUGAGAAGCGUCUUCGCUUCGGAAAGGUCGUCGACUUGCAGAACACCGAAGGUGGAAGUGGCUACGCAGGUCGCAGACUUCGACAGCUCAAAGACUUCAGCUUCGAGUACAGCAUGGACGACUACGUCGCCAACAGGCUUCAGAAGGCCAACAUCACUAGAAAGUUUCUGAAGAAAGAUGCUGCCAAAAUUCAGCUGAAUGAAGAAGAAGAAUCGCAGCUGCGUGGCACCAUAGCAGCCAUCAAUUGGGCUGCCAGAGAAGGCAGACCUGACGGCUCGGCAUCAGCAUCUAUUCUGUCGGGAUGCUUUCCAAAUCCGACGCUUCAGAACGUGCUGGACUGCAACGCAACCGUGGAGAUUCUGAAGGAAAGAAGCAUUACGAUCAAGAUCCAUGCAAUUCCUGAAGCUGAACUUCGACACGUGUUAGUGGCGGAUUCCUCAUUCGAUCCAACGGGAAAAUCCAAACCUCAACAUGGAUGGCUGCAGGGAGUGACUACGCCGGCUUUGAACCGCGGCCAGUUUGCCCCUGUGAGUCUGAUUUCUUGGAGGAGUAAGAGACUGAGGAGAAAAGCAGCCAGCACUACACUUUGUGAAUCCAUCUCCCUAUCCACUGCCUUGGCGAGCCUGGAAAAGCAAGCUGCAACUAUGAAGAGUUUCAGGUUUUCUCGCUACGACCCAAGCCAGGUGGUUGAGGACAUGGACGUGCUGAUGGGUCUUCGUGGACCUCCUGUGGUGAUCUCAACCGAAGAUCCUCGACAUCAAGAUCCUGAAGCAGUGGCCAUCAUCGAUGCAAAGAGCGUCUACGACUCCACAGCUUCAUCGGAACGACAGUUUCAAGGAGAUGAUGAUCGAGCGGCAUUGGAAGCUGCGAUGAUUCAAGAAUCAUUGGCCAAACUUCGUGCUCGACUUCGGUGGCUACCACAUAACCUAAACCCUGCAGACAGCCUGACGAAACUACCCAGUGCUGCUCACAUGGCCCCACUCUACACUUUGUUGCAGAAGAAGGGCAUGGUGAUUCAGCAGGAAGAGAUCGAGCUGGCGACCGGACGACAAGGUGACCGACGUCAGAAAGUUCAUGGUCCAGCUGCGAUGUCUUCAGAAUAUGCGGUAGAUGUGCAUCAGCCAACCAUGAGUGUCAGUCAAAAUGACUCAACACUCACAAAAUUUUGGGAGGCUGAGAAAGUUACAUAG
This is a messenger RNA of Cladocopium goreaui, 10488 nucleotides long. The record is from the annotation of a GenBank genome assembly. Lineage: Eukaryota; Dinophyceae; Suessiales; Symbiodiniaceae.